AUGCGGCCGAUUUUUUCUGUUGAAUAUUACCAGCAAGUAGGGCACGACGAGCAUUAUCUGCAUGCAUCUCAAACUCUGACCGUCAUGCCCCUCAUGCGAUACUACCCUGAGCACAGACUCUUCGGCGGCACAGCACGUCACGACAAAGCCGUGGACUCUCUUCUCGAAGCAACCCUAUUCAUUCACUCCGAGAAAUGGUGGUUGCCAACAAAGCCAAUCGGGUGCGUCUGGCUCCGUUCCCUGGAGCCAAGAGAUGAGAAAGAUAAGGCUACCAUGAUGGGGAAAGUGCAGAGGCACAAGGCAUAA
This is a messenger RNA of Ustilaginoidea virens, 306 nucleotides long. RefSeq lists its product as uncharacterized. The transcript is spliced from 4 exons. The record is from RefSeq and is a predicted model, not a curated record. NCBI's taxonomy places the organism in Eukaryota, Fungi, Ascomycota, Sordariomycetes, Hypocreales, Clavicipitaceae. The coding region runs from base 1 to 306 and encodes 101 amino acids.